Messenger RNA from Corythoichthys intestinalis (scribbled pipefish), 1307 nucleotides. It is a transcript of the gene echdc3, whose product is annotated as enoyl CoA hydratase domain containing 3. Gene Ontology annotation, cellular component: mitochondrion. Gene Ontology annotation, molecular function: hydro-lyase activity. The coding region runs from base 64 to 963 and encodes 299 amino acids. The transcript is spliced from 6 exons. The record is from RefSeq and is a predicted model, not a curated record. NCBI's taxonomy places the organism in Eukaryota, Metazoa, Chordata, Actinopteri, Syngnathiformes, Syngnathidae.
ACGAACGUAGUGACCUCCCUCCCAGAUCCGGAAAAGUUCGUGUUUGUUUUGAUUGUAUCAAACAUGGCGACAUCUGCGUGUAGGUUGUUGCGUUCCAUGCGCAGCAUAAAUCUUGCUUGCGGGUCGCAAUUGCUCUCGGGACGUCGGUUCUUCUCUGACAGAAGCGAGCCGGAACCGUUGACGGUGUGCAGGCAAGACAACGGUAUCAGAAGAAUAAUACUGAACAAUCCCAAAAAGAGGAACACCCUUUCGCUUCGCAUGCUGGAGUCUCUUCAAAAGGACAUCUUGGCUGAUGUGGACAACCAAGAUCUUCGAGUUAUCAUCAUAUCAGCGGAAGGUCCGGUGUUUUCCUCCGGUCACGACUUGAAAGAGCUGACGUCGGCCCAGGGUCGAGAUUAUCACACGCGUGUAUUUCGCACGUGUACAAAGGUCAUGACUCUGAUCCAAGACAUCCCCGUUCCCGUCAUCGCCAUGGUGAACGGCGUGGCUACGGCGGCCGGCUGCCAGCUGGUGGCCAGCUGCGACGUGGCCGUAGCGUCCGACAAGUCCACCUUCGCCACCCCGGGUGUCAACGUGGGGCUCUUUUGCUCCACGCCGGCCGUGGCCCUGGGCCGCGCCGUGCCCAGAAAGGUCGCCAUGGAGAUGCUUUUCACCGGCACUCCCAUCUCCGCCCACGACGCUUUGCUACACGGGCUGCUCAGCAAGGUCGUUCCGGAAGAGCGACUGGAAGCGGAGACGUUGGCCAUCGCCCGGCGCGUGUGCCGGGCCAGCCGACCCGUGGUGGCUCUCGGCAAGGCCGCCUUCCAGAAGCAAAUGUCUCAAGGUCGAGACGCGGCGUACGCCACCGCCUCCGAGGUGAUGGUGGACAACCUGGCGCUUAGAGACGGCCAGGAAGGGAUACGAGCCUUCGUGGAGAAACGCGAACCGGUGUGGAGCCACCGAGCGGAAAAGGCCCACGAUUGAUGCGUGCGGUCCAAUCGUCGGUCGUCGUCGACUCACCCUGGCUUGAACCCCGCGUGCCUUCAGAAGCUGCAUUUUGAAGAUGAUGCACUUUGCAGUUGAAUAGAGAUAUGAAACCAUAACAAAUUGUUGGUGGGACAGGAAAAUUUCCAUGCGCUAAUGGUUGUGUACUACAAACGUUCACUCAUCCGCUGUCAUUGACUAUGAGUCUGGGUUUAUAACUUGUAGAUGUCCAAUCCAUUUGAGGUGGAAGGCCUGCUGCCAACCUCCCACCUCAAAUGAAUUGGACAUCUAUUGCAGCCAAGUGUUAAUAAAAUAGCCUAUACUGCAUGUACAGGAAACCAUCA